GAUGUCCAAACUGAAAAGAACCAGUUGAGGAUAAUGCAAAAGAAAAGAUCCCAAAUACAAGAAACACACAUUUUCCCUCCCAUCUCUACAAGACCUCUGAAAUGCUGCAUUUACAAUGCCACAACUUCCACCCUCUAUCUCCCCAAAUCUUCCCUCUUUCUCACCACCACACUAAUCAUCAUUUAUAUCCUCUGAAGUUUCUAUACAAACCCCCCAUUUUCACGCCUUUCACUCUCUCAGCCCUCCCUCGUUCCAGACCAGACCCCCCGCUAUGGCUUGCCCAGUUACCAGAACAAGCACCAGAACCGGAAGAAGAAGGUCCCAUAGAGAUACUGAGGUCUUCUCCUUCCAUUUUUGCAACCUCAGAUGAUCCUUCUUCUAUUCAGGUUGCUACUAGUGUUCUCCUAACUGGUGCCAUCUCUGUUUUCCUCUUCCGCUCUCUUCGACGCCGUGCUAAGCGUUCUAAAGAGCUGAAAUUUAGGUCAUCAGGGGCGAAGAAAAGCUUGAAAGAGGAAGCAUUAGAUAGCUUGAAGACCUUUGGAUCAGCUCCAAUCGAUGUUAAGAAGCCUCCUUCCCCGGUUCAGGCAUUUUUAGGUGCAAUAUCAGCAGGUGUGAUCGCACUUAUUCUGUAUAAGUUCACCACUACUAUCGAGGCAUCUCUUAACCGCCAGACAGUGUCAGAUAAUUUCUCGGUGCGGCAAAUAACAGUAACUGUUAGGACUAUUGUGAAUGGUUUGUGCUACCUUGCAACAUUUGUUUUUGGCAUCAAUUCUUUGGUUUGUUCCUUUAUUCUGCCCAACUUGCUUUCAACUCUUUAAUGGAAGCCGGUACUGACGAAGUAACUGAAAGUAAAACUAGCGGGCAGUCAGGUUCACCAAAUUCAACAUCUGACAGUGCUACAGAUGGUGCUGAAUUGACAAGCAGCCAGGGAGAUCAAAAUCCAGACAAUUUACAGCAAUGAAAGAGAGAAUUACAAGAAUAAGUUUCUGUUCUCUUAACUUUUGUGUAAUUAAAACACAAUCAGCAUAAUCGAUUUUAAUCAUGCAACUAUAAUCAAUUUUUAGUUCA
Messenger RNA from Populus nigra (black poplar), 1068 nucleotides. RefSeq lists its product as uncharacterized. Gene Ontology annotation, cellular component: chloroplast thylakoid membrane. The record is from RefSeq and is a predicted model, not a curated record. NCBI's taxonomy places the organism in Eukaryota, Viridiplantae, Streptophyta, Magnoliopsida, Malpighiales, Salicaceae.